Molecule: messenger RNA, 950 nt
Organism: Rhodamnia argentea
Lineage: Eukaryota; Viridiplantae; Streptophyta; Magnoliopsida; Myrtales; Myrtaceae
Product: secoisolariciresinol dehydrogenase-like
Exons: 2
Coding region: 99-911 (270 amino acids)
Molecular function (GO): oxidoreductase activity
Source: RefSeq, a predicted model, not a curated record
AUAAUGAGAAGGUUUGGGUGCGACUGUUGUCAAUAAUCACACAAAAAACCCAAUUGCUAAUAGCUAAGAGCCUUCUUCUUCGAAACCAUCUUUAAACCAUGGCAACCAGAGCCCUCCUCUCCCAGGCAGCACGAAGACUAGAGGGAAAGGUAGCAGUGAUCACUGGUGGUGCGGGUGGAAUAGGAGAAUCUACCGCAAGGCUCUUCUCCAAACAUGGGGCUAGAGUCAUCAUAGCCGAUGUCCGCGAUGACUUGGGCAAGUCGGUGUGCAAUGAUCUGGGGCCGGAGACUGCAUCCUUCGUGCAUUGCGAUGUCUCAAGCGAAUCCGACGUUGAAGAUGCCAUCGCUGCUGCAGUUGACAAGCAUGGAAAGCUGGACAUAAUGGUGAACAAUGCCGCAACCGCGGACCCUGUCAAAGCCAACAUAUUGGACAACCACAAGGCCGACUUCGAGAGAGUGGUUAGCGUAAACCUGACGGGUGUUUUCUUAGGGACAAAGCAUGCGGCUAGAGCCAUGAUCCAGUCGCGAAGCGGAAGCAUCAUCAACGUUGGAAGCGUUAGUUCGAGCGUGGGCGGGGUGGCAACCCAUGCAUACACCAGCUCGAAGCACGCCGUCGUGGGGCUCACAAGGAACGUGGCAGCGGAGCUCGGGCGAUAUGGAAUUCGCGUGAACUGCCUCUCGCCUUAUUUCAUUCUAUCGCCAUUAACGAUGGAGUUCUUCAAUGUCGUCCAAAACGGAGGAGUGGGAGUGUAUUCUAACUUGGAUGGGGCGCGUCUUGAGAAAGAAGAUGUAGCGGAGGCUGCACUGUUUUUGGGGAGCGAUGAAUCAAAGUACAUAAGUGGCCACAAUCUGGCGGUGGAUGGAGGCUUCACCGCCAUCAAUCCCGCCUUUGGCUUGUUUGCUCGGGCUUAAUGAAUCCAAAGUACCUCGUCAUGCCCUUGACCUUGCGUG